This is a messenger RNA of Cygnus olor (mute swan), 1251 nucleotides long. It is a transcript of the gene ATF4, whose product is annotated as activating transcription factor 4. Gene Ontology annotation, biological process: regulation of transcription by RNA polymerase II. Gene Ontology annotation, cellular component: ATF1-ATF4 transcription factor complex; nucleus; ATF4-CREB1 transcription factor complex. Lineage: Eukaryota; Metazoa; Chordata; Aves; Anseriformes; Anatidae. The record is from RefSeq and is a predicted model, not a curated record. Gene Ontology annotation, molecular function: DNA-binding transcription activator activity, RNA polymerase II-specific; RNA polymerase II transcription regulatory region sequence-specific DNA binding.
GUUUUUCAAAGCACCACACAGCAGCACUGCUGUAGUCGACGAAAAGACCCUCAGCUUAUCCACAUCCUUCGACAUCAAAGCACUAAAAACUGACCAAGAUGAGCCUCUUGAACAACGAGAUGCUGUUGGGGGUGUCAUCCCCCUUCAGCCAGCCGUGUUCGGUGGCUGAGGAAAGUCUGGGACUCCUAGAUGACUACCUGGAGGUGGCCGAGCUCAGUUCGCAUGGGUUCUCCAGCGACAAGGCUAAGGCAGUCUCCUCCAAUUGGCUCGCUGUGGACAGUUUAGGCAACACCAUAGAUAGCAGCCAGGAGGAUGCCUUCUCUGGCAUGGAGUGGAUGGUGGAGAAGAUGGAUCUGAAGGAAUUCGAUUUUGAUGCCCUGUUAGGUAUGGAACAUCUGGACGCCACCGUCUCACCAGACGAGCUGAUGGCCACGUUGGAAGACACGUGUGAUCUCCUAUUUAACCCUACCACCCAGGAAUUUCACUGCAAAGAACCUCCACUGAUCCCUGACCUAAUCACCAAUCUCCCUGAAUCUCCAAUUGGAGCAGAUCCAAUGGCCCCAUUGGCUUCCCUCUGGACUUUUCCCCUCUCCCCAGGGUCUCUUACUUCUACUCCAGACCAUUCAUUUAGUUUAGAACUAGGUAGUGAAGUGGAUGUUCUGGAAGGAGAAAGAAAACUGGAGGGCCCCACCUUUGUGGUAGUGAUCACUAAGUCUGAGAAGGAGGAGGAGAACCAUUCUGAUGAUAGUGGAAUAUGCAUGAGCCCAGACUCCUACCUGGGAACACCCCAACACAGUCCUACCAAUUCACUUGGAUCCCUCAAUGACAACCAGUUCCCUGCAGAUGCCAGCUGUGGCUCUGUGCGGUCCAAACCCUAUGAUCAUCCUGCUGAGAAGGUAGUGUCAGCAAAGAUGAAAGGAGAAAAGAAAAUAGAUAAGAAACUGAAAAAGAUGGAGCAGAAUAAGACAGCUGCCACACGUUACCGACAGAAGAAGAGGGCAGAACAGGAGGCGCUGUCUGGGGAGUGCAGAGACUUGGAGCAGAAGAAUCAGGCCCUGAAAGAGAAAGCAGAUUCCCUGAGUAAGGAAAUCCAGUACCUAAAAGAUCUGAUUGAAGAGGUCCGGAAGGCCAAGGUCAAAAGAGCUAGGGUCCCUGAGUAGGGUAGUCAGUAGUUUCUAUGUGCGUGUAUAUAAGCUUGCUGCUAAAGCUGUGUAUUGCUGUCUAAUAAAUUAUUUUAUAGUAAACUUGCAA